AUGGAUCGUUCUUGGAUGUACAAUAGGGUAAAUGCUAAUAGGCACAGAUUGAAAAAAAAGUAUGUUUGUGGUGUUCAAAAAUUUGUGAAGAGGGCUUUGAAACAACCGAUUUGUAUAUUUGAAGGAGGGAUAAGGUGUCCGUGUACAAAAUGCAAGUGUACCAAGAUAUCUACACCAGUGAAUGUUAGACUUCACUUGUACCAGAAUGGAUUUCAACCAGAAUAUUGGAUUUGGACUGAACACGGAGAAGUGAAACCCAUUGUUGAUGAGAGUGGUGGUUUGGGUAGUAACGACCAUGUGCAUCAUGACGGCCAAUUUGAUGUGAUGGAUAAAAUGUUGUAUGAUGCUUUUAGGCUUUAUGAAGAUGUCCCCCAUGCGAAUGCUAACAUAGGAAAUGAGUUAUUGGCCGAGGGUGAGUUGCCUAAUACAAAUGCUAAAAAGUUUUAUGACAAGUUGAUAUCCUUUAACAAGCCCAUCUACGAGGGGGCUACCGAGUCUAAGUUAUCCAUAUCGGUCAAACUUCUGUCAAUUAUGGCUAACUGGCAUGUUCCACAAAAAGGUAUAGAUUUUUUUGCACAAAUGCUUAAAAAUGUAUGCCCAGUUAAAAAAUGCUUUCCCGAGAAUUGUUACCAAGCAACGCAGCUGGUGUCUAAGUUAGGGCUGAAGGUUGAGAAGAUCGAUUGCUGUAAGAAAGGUUGUAUGUUAUAUUACAAGGAUGAUAGUAAGUUAUCUGAGUGCAAAUUCUGUUCUGCUCCUAGGUUCUUUCCUCGUAGGAUUGGUAUGGGAAAGUACAAAGAUGUCCCAGCGAAGAGAAUGUUUUAUUUCCCUAUCAUUCCUAGAUUACAAAGAUUGUAUGCAUCAACCGAGUCUGCAUCUGAAAUGAGAUGGCAUAAGGAAAAUAAAAACAAUUCAAACCUUCUUCGCCAUCCGUCUGAUGGAAAAGCUUGGAAACACUUUGAUGAAGUAUAUCCUGAAUUUGCUAGGGAACCAAGAAAUGUAAGGUUAGGUUUGUGUUCAGAUGGAUUUACUCCUUACAUUCAAGCGUCUGCUGGUCCGUAUUCAUGUUGGCCGAUAGUAGUUACCCCUUACAAUCUUCCCCCUGAAAUGUGCAUGACAAAACCAUACUUGUUUUUGGCUUGUCUCGUACCUGGACCUAACAACCCCAAAGAAAAGUUGGACGUCUACUUGCAACCAUUGAUUGAUGAUUUACAACAAUUGUGGUCCAACGGAAUUUUGACCUAUGACAUAUCCACUAAACAAAACUUCAUAAUGAAAGCGUGCUUAAUGUGGACAAUUAAUGAUUUUCCGGCCUAUGGUAUGUUAUCUGGAUGGGGAACACAAGGUAGGUUGGCAUGCCCUCAUUGCAUGGGAGACACAAAAGCUUUCUACUUGAAAAAUGGUGGCAAAAAUACUUGGUUUGGUUGUAAUCGUCGUUUCUUGGCACCUGAUCACCCUUUCAGAAAAAGUAAAAGAAGUUUUACAAAAAAUGAAGAUGAGAAAAAAGGUCCACCUCACAUUUCCACAGGGCAAGAGAUAUGGGAGGUAGUAAGUAUCUUUCCAAAAGUGACCGAAGUUGGUUGGGAGAAAAAGCUGAAAGAGUUGAAUGAUUCUAACAAAGAUUAUAAGUAUGGAGUUCAUCAUAAUUGGAGAAAACGGAGUAUUUUUUGGGACCUUCCAUAUUGGAAGGACAACUUGUUAAGGCACAACCUCGAUGUGAUGCACAUAGAGAAAAAUUUCUUCGAUAAUAUAUUUUACACUGUCAUGAAUAUUACGGGCAAAACAAAGGAUAAUGAAAAGGCGAGAAAAGACAUGGCUGAAUGCUGCUUUCGCGGGGACUUGGAGAUGCAGGCUUUAUCUAAUGGAAAGAUGGGUAAACCAAAGGCAGGUUAG
Medicago truncatula (barrel medic) is the source of this 1890-nucleotide messenger RNA. RefSeq lists its product as uncharacterized. The record is from RefSeq and is a predicted model, not a curated record. Lineage: Eukaryota; Viridiplantae; Streptophyta; Magnoliopsida; Fabales; Fabaceae. Bases 1 to 1890 code for a protein of 629 amino acids. The transcript has a single exon.